Messenger RNA from Onychostoma macrolepis, 2437 nucleotides. It is a transcript of the gene rbp5, whose product is annotated as retinol binding protein 1a, cellular. Bases 1066 to 1482 code for a protein of 138 amino acids. The record is from RefSeq and is a predicted model, not a curated record. NCBI's taxonomy places the organism in Eukaryota, Metazoa, Chordata, Actinopteri, Cypriniformes, Cyprinidae. Gene Ontology annotation, biological process: fatty acid transport. The transcript is spliced from 4 exons. Gene Ontology annotation, molecular function: fatty acid binding. Gene Ontology annotation, cellular component: cytosol; nucleus.
AUCAGAGAGCUGUAGACAUCAGGGUCAAAUGUGGCCCUUGAUCAGUGAACCCCAUACAGGGCUGACCUCGUUUAACACAGAGGCACAGCGGGGAAAACAUUAGGAGAAAUGAACGGAGACUUAACGGAGUGCCACAUGAGCAACAGAACAAAGUGUGUCAGAGAAAAAGAGUGUGAGAGAGAGCAUUUUGAGGUACAGACGUAAAUUAUGAUUGGGUUUAAAAAUAUUUUGUUUUCAGUAUUACCUAACUUCUAUCAAACUGUCAGAAAAUUACUGAAGAAUAAAUAUUAUUCUUAGAAUAAAAUAUUAGAUAUAUUAUUAUUCUAAAUAUUAUUGUAAUAUUGUAAUUGGUCCUAUAAUUGACAAACAAUAUUUUUUAGGACCGACAAUCAUUACCAACUGACAUUUUGCUCAUAUUAGCUAGCAGCUUUAUAUUUUUCACUACAUCGAAUUAAACUAAAUUAAAAUAUGAAAUGUUGCCUUUUAUUUCAUUUCAAGUAACGGAAAUGACACUUUCUAUAGACAUUGUAUAUUUAAUAAGAUGACUCCUAAUUUACAUAUUUUAAAGGGGUAAAUUUACAAUACCUCAUUCUUUUUGUGUGUGUAUUUUUAUAUAUUAAAGUUACAUUUUGACAGAACCUCAGGUACCCGUCCACCUGUAGCGCCUCCCCUUAACGCCUGCAAAGCAAUCCCAAAAUCAGGGAGGAUUUGGUCUUCGCUCUUCGGAGUUGAGCUGGUUUGGGAGGAGUCAUAGCCGCUUUUGGGUCUACUUUACAGAGGACGAACCGGAGCUAGGUCUUGGAGCGUUGUGUAACGCAACAUCACGGAAUAAAUUUCCGGGAACACUGACCACGGAUUCUGCUCUGUGUCUUUCACUUCGCGUGCUGUUAGUAGGAAACGGCGUCAAUCGCGCUAUAAUUUAACCAAAUUAGCUAGCGUACAAUGCAAUAGUGCUGCCUAGAGACACGGAUAGAGAUCCAGACAGAUAACCAGAGGGAAAAGCGAGCCCACGGUGGAUACACAAGUUUAGUUGGAUUCGUGUCAAGCAAAAAACAAACCGAGAGAAUGUCCAAACCUAAUUAUACUGGCAUUUACCACAUGGUUUCCCAGGAAAAUUUUGAAGAAUAUCUCGCGGCUUUGGAUGUUAAUUAUGCAUUAAGGAAAGUCGUUUGCAUUCUGAAACCCAGCAAACAUAUUGAGCACAAUCUGAACUCUGGCGAAAUGAAGAUUAAGACGGUCACCACCUUUAGGAACUUUGACAUGGACUUCACUUUGGGACAGGAGUUCACUGAGGACCUGGGACCGGUUGAUGGGCGAAAGUGCCAGACCACAGUGAACUGGGACGGUGAUAAAUUGGUCUGCGAGCAGCGAGGAGAGAAAGAGGGCAGAGGCUGGACACACUGGCUAGAAGGAAACCUCCUCCAUUUGGAGAUGAGGGUUCAGGAUGUCACUGCCAAGCAAGUCUUUAAGAAGGCUGAGUGAGGAGAGAGAAACAGAGGGGCCAUUUGCUAGGGGUUUUGAGCUCAGAUUGUUCUUAGAGCUCAGGGUUCAGAAAAAGGCCAUAUCACAACAGUGAUUUGUCUCUGAGCCACAAAAAGUAGUGUUUAAAUGGAGACUACAAAUGAAGAAAUUGGUUUCACUCUAUAAAAAUGUAUCCGCUUUUACAGCACCGUUUUCUCUUCACAGCUGCAACCAAACCAAAAUACAAAGUUCAAAUGAGAUCACGACAAUAAAGCCCCAUUGCCCUCUGUGAACAUUCAGGAAUGGUACUGUAAUAUAUGGAUCAGGCUGGAUCCAUAGCACCCUAAUAGUGUAUUAUGCAGAUAUGUUUACCGUAAGAAAAAUUAAUGACUAAAUCAGCAAGUGGUUUAGCUAGUCAAGAGCAACUUGAAUUCUUCAUUACUAAAUUACAUUUAAUGUCCAGUGUCCUGCUACUGGAUUGACAAAUAUUAGAAAUAAUGGAUUUGAUAAAUCUACAUGAUAGAAUUUUAAAUAAUUGCUGUAAAUGCAUUGUCUAAAAGUGCUGUAACGUGUGGUCUGAAAUGUCUUGUAGUUUUAUUUGUCCACUCUAGAAUAUAACCAUUUAUAUUACCAUAAAAUCCUGUUUGUUUGAAUGCAUUUCCUAUACUAUACUAAUACCGAUGCUAAUUGCAAUAUUGAUAACAAUGCACUCUAUCUAUCUAUCUAUCUAUCUACACAACUGUUCAAAGUGUGGGCAUAGUAAGAUUUUUCUUUUAAAUUAACAAUUUUAUUUAGCAAGUAUGCAUUAAAUUGAUCAAAAGUGACAGUAAAGAUAUGUAUAAUUUUAGAUUGUUAAACUUUCUGUUCAUCAAAAAAUUCUGAUCAUGGUUUCCGUAAUAAAAUGCAUAAUAAAAAUAAGCAUCACUGUUUUUAACAUUUCUAACAUUAAUAAAAUGUUUAUUGAGCACCAAAUCAA